GACGUCAUGGAAUGCGACAAUGAAAGCGCCACUCCAGUCUAAUUGGGCCUGUCACAACCUUGACGUAUACGCAGCUGGUAGCGAUGCUGCUUUCGGGCCGCCCCUCUCGGCGUGGACGUGCUUUUUCUCGGUGAGAAGAGGUGUGCGGGAAGGCGAUGAGGAUGAGUCAGAGGGCCUUUUCGGUCAAGACGCGUGUGGACGCUGGGGGAAUCCACGCCAGCGACACGCGGUCAGGCUCUCUGCCGAGGAUGACCCCGCAGGCACGCAACGUGCUUUUCCAAACUAAAACACAAUUGCACAAAACCAUGGACGACAAGAAGUUCAAUCCGUAUAGAAAAACUGAAGAAAUAAAGCUGAAGUUGCCUCCAAUCAACAAUGUUAAGACCAGGAUCCAUUCCUCGUACUCCAACAGCAUCAAGGAUCUGAAGAACCAGAACUAUGACCUGAAGCUGCAGCUGAUUGAAGUGAAGACUGAGACCAAGUUGUUAAAGAAAGUCCAGCAUCGCCACACGGUGGCACUACAGAAUUACCAAGACACUGAAGAGAGCAUUUCUGAGGUGCUGACACAGAACAACAACGAGGUCCGAGACUUGCAAAAGCUGCUGUGUGGGACGCGCACCUGUCGUAACAACCUGGCGUGGAAGCUGCAGGUGACAGAGAAAGAGCUGACUGACGUUAAAGAUAAGAUCCAACAGCUGCAGCGGCGGGUCGUCAAGGAACAAACCUUGCCGGCGAAGGACGAACUGUCUCGCAAGCUGACCGAGGUCUCUGUCCAACUUCAGGAGAAGGACAGGCGAAUACAGGAUUUGGAGAAGUGCAACAUACUUCUACGAGGCUCCCUCAAUCGGCAAGCGGCAACGGAACACAAAAAGAUCACAGCAGCCAGGAAGACGUCUUACUGUCUGCAGACGCAAGUUUAUGAGUUAAAAAAAGAAAGUCGGGACAUCAAAAGAGAGCUGGAGAUACACAACAUUUAUGCCUACAGGCUCAACCAAACGAAAAAGAAAGGCAAACUGAACAAGAUGGUCCAGACCGAUGUUGUGUCUGCCCCGAACAGCAGGGGUGACAGUCUCAAAAAGUCGGAAGAGUCUGAACUUGAAGAGAAGCCACCUGUCGUCAGUCAUCCAGUGAUCCCUGAGAGACAGGUUUAUCAAACGACUCGACCGCCGCCACCGCCGCCUGUUCCUGAGAAAUGUCCGCCUGUGUCGGAGGAUAUUGAUCAACAUGCAGUGGUUGAAGAAAUCCCCAGUCAGCCACCUGCGAUAGAAUACAUUCCAGUAGUGACAGAAGAGAAGAAGUUAGACUUGGUGGUGCCGGAGCAGCCACAGAAGCGAGAAGAUCAGGUGGUCUGGAUCCCAACACCGCCUGAACACAAAGGACGCAACCCACGAGCCACAAGCAGACAAAAACAUAAAUACAUAUUCUCACCGGUCAUUGAGAACUUGCAUAAGGGGAGGCCGGCCUACAGUGGCGUGGACAUGAACGAAUACAGAGCCUUUCAGAGAAAGAAGGUGGUAUCUGUGAGUCAAACAUGUUCCGGAAGUUCACCAGCGUGGAAAUCGGAUUACAUGGGUGACAGCUCCACAUGCGGUGACGACACACCCCGACCUGAAGUGGUGUCUAUUUUGGCACAUGAGUCCAACCAGAGUGUCUCUGAAAUAGGCGCUUAAGAACUUAGGUUUUAGUACUCGAUGGAUGAGUAUUUUACUUUACAUUGGCCUGCUAGGAUAUUACAGCAGCUGGUUUAACAGCAUUUUAUUUGGGAGGCUCUUUGCAAGGGCUCAGGUCUUUGAUCGAAUACUGAACUUGAACUGAACUCCCAAUUAAUACACCUACACUCUCUGAAAAGGCCAAUAAUAGCAAAAAUAUGUAGGUUGACGCUAAUGGCCAGUCUGAGAUGUAGCAUAUUGUCAAUAGAUACAGUACAUAGAUAAUAGCCUUUGACACCAGCUACCUCCGUCCUCAUGUUAAAGGUUAUUCAAUAUUAUUGCUUUGUUUUCGGCCGAUGGUCUUUGUAGAUCAGUUUGCGCCAACAGUGAACAUAUUCCUGACCUUUUCGCUUAAGCUACCUCAGCCAUUUUGAGUCUCCAAAAGACUCCAUUGGCAUCAAACAAUAUUUCCUGAAUAUUUGGUUGUAUGAAUGACUUGAUCUGCCUGUCUACCUCAGCUACCUUGUGUUGGAUAUUCAAAAUAGGGUUUUCUCGCUCUGACAAAGAGCAGUGAAUGUUUGAAUAUUGCUUCCAAACUAUGGACUAUAUGGACUUUAUGGCAGACUGUUGCGGUACUGUGUGGUCCCUCAGAUGCAGACUGAGGACAAAAACAGACAAAAGACCAGCUACCGCAGAGAGGCCCUUCAGAAAGGCACUCCUUCACUCUUAAGUCUGCAUAUGUAUUCAGGUAUGUGUAUGCAUGUACAAAAACAGGAAUUAAAGGGUUUAUGUAAAAGAUUGUUCUUUGUCUUGUAUAAUCCAAAUACAGUUCACUUUGAUUCACCAUGGUAGAGCUGGCUUGCAUUUCAACUGCAGUCUUGAAAAAUAACCAUACAAAACGGGAGUGUAAAACCUGCCAUAAAAGGAGUUUGA
Molecule: messenger RNA, 2582 nt
Organism: Doryrhamphus excisus (bluestripe pipefish)
Lineage: Eukaryota; Metazoa; Chordata; Actinopteri; Syngnathiformes; Syngnathidae
Product: lebercilin-like protein
Biological process (GO): intraciliary transport
Cellular component (GO): axoneme
Source: RefSeq, a predicted model, not a curated record